This is a messenger RNA of Symbiodinium natans, 1434 nucleotides long. The record is from the annotation of a GenBank genome assembly. NCBI's taxonomy places the organism in Eukaryota, Dinophyceae, Suessiales, Symbiodiniaceae.
AUGGGAGAUAGCCAGAUAAACGCCACGCCACAGUCGGAUGCAGUGCAGACGUCGGCAGAUGAAGUGGCCCUCCAUGAAGCAGAUCCAGCUAACCAGCUGCACUCACAUCUACGUGAGAGUGGAGUACUGAAGUUGAGCUUCGGUUUCAAAGCUGCAGCUGACUUCGCAGCCGCCGAGUGCCAUGAAGAGCAGCUCAGGCAGAUGAUCCGUGACCUCCGACAAGAACUCCGCCUCAGCAGUAAGGUUGCCACAUCGGAGUAUGCCCAGGCAAGCGUCUUUGUGUUUUUAGUUGCUGAGCCAGGCCCUGAGCCGGGACAUGCUACUUGGGUCACCUUCUCCUUUGCGACGACCUGGGGAGAGACGCCGUGUCUAAGGAAGAUUGAGGGGUUAGACAGGGCUUGCGUAGAAGCAGUGAAGGCCAUGGCUGAUAAAGCCAAAGCGGCCGAGGCCAAGGCCAAGGGCAACGUGGAGUUCCAGGCCAAAAACUUCAAGGAGGCCAUCAAGCACUUCACCGAGGCCAUCAAGCAUGACCCCAGCGAUCACGUAUUCUUCUCGAACAGGUCUGCAUGCUAUGCGUCCCUGGAAGACUAUGACAAAGCUUUAGAGGAUGGAACCGAGUGUGUGCGGCUAAAGCCGGACUGGCCCAAGGGAUAUACGCGAAAGGGACUCGCGGAGUUCUUCCUGAAAAAGUAUGAUGAUGCUGCUGAAACAUACAAGGCUGGCCUCAAGCUUGCGCCGGAAGAUGCGACGCUGAAGGAGGGCUUGAAGAAGGCCAUGGACGCCAAGUACGACGUCCCUGGCGCAGGAUGGAUCGGAGGGCUAAUGCACCCGGGCCGUUGCACCCAAAGUAGUCGCUUUGCUUGGGAUGUUCGGCUCCAAUGGCAGGAGCUUCAGGAGUCAUGCUGCGGUCUCUUCCAAGGCCACUCGUAUUUCUGGGAGCGCAGGCUUUUGUGCAUCGGCUUAGCUGCGGCCCAGAACUGGCCUGGCUGUCAGGAGCAGAACACCGUCAUUCGCAACGCAGGACAGGCGUUAUUCACCAACCUGCAGGGCUACGGAGCAACCAUUGGCUGCUUCCUGGACGACUGCAUGAGCUCCGACAAGUUUGUGGCGAGCGAGAUCGAGUCCUGUGCAAAGGUUUGCUUCUCGCUGCCAGAGUGCAAGUUCUGGGUCUGGGGCACUGAGGAAGGCGAGCAGAAGUGCUGGUUCCGGACUGGGGACGCCGGCCGAGAAGCUGGAGAGGGCUGGGUCUCGGGCUCCAAGGCGUGUGCUCCGCCGGGCACAACCGUUUUGCCACUGGGCAAUUCCGAGUGCUGGGCGGAGGGCUUUGGCUACGAGAAUUGCUGCGAAGCGAAGUUUGGACCCAACGGCAACGCGCAGUGCUGGGAUGGCGUCUACAACUAUGACCGCUGCUGUUUCCCAAAAGAGGAACUCUGA